Molecule: messenger RNA, 1800 nt
Organism: Pyricularia oryzae 70-15
Lineage: Eukaryota; Fungi; Ascomycota; Sordariomycetes; Magnaporthales; Pyriculariaceae
Product: methionyl-tRNA transformylase
Exons: 4
Coding region: 128-1573 (481 amino acids)
Biological process (GO): conversion of methionyl-tRNA to N-formyl-methionyl-tRNA; biosynthetic process
Cellular component (GO): mitochondrion
Molecular function (GO): methionyl-tRNA formyltransferase activity
Source: RefSeq, a predicted model, not a curated record
AAACAGGCUGAAAUUGAGAAGCUGUCCACUCUAUUAAACCACGCCCUGUCUCUGAAAAGAGUAACCAAAAUAAAGGCCAGGGCAAAGAAAUGCAUCAUUUGCCCUGCCUCAAGCCAUCUGUCGGAAAAUGCCCCUGAUACGACCGGGCGGGGGCGCCCUGGGCUGGGCAGCGGCGGCGGCAGCACGUCGACAUGGACAUCUCGGACGCUUCCAACGGUUCUACUCGGCCAGAGUCUCGGACCCGUUGCGAAUCCUCUUUUGCGGCUCCGACGCCUUCAGCUGCGAGUCGCUCCGCGCCCUGGACAAAGUCCGCCGCAGUGAGCCCCAGCUGGUCAAGUCAAUUGACGUCGUCACCCGGCCGCCGAAGCGGACUGGGAGAGGAUUAAAGGUUAUCAGGCAUGCCCCGAUAGAAACGCUGGCUACGGACCUGCAGCUACCCGUGCACCCGUUGGACAGUUUUCGCGGGUGGGAGCUUCCCCUUGUGGACGGCGAGGCGAUCAACUUGAUAAUCGCCGUGUCUUUCGGCCUUUUUAUCCCUUCGAGGAUUCUCAAAGCCGUGAAAUACGGCGGGCUGAAUCUCCAUCCAUCAUUUCUUCCCGACCUCCGCGGCUCGGCCCCCAUCCAAUGGGCCAUCAUGCUCGACCGCCAACACACCGGCGUGACGCUGCAGACACUCGACGACAAGGCCUUCGACAGGGGCCUGAUCCUCUCCCAGACCCCACGCCCAGGCAUCCCCAUCACGCCCGACGCCACCACGGCCGACCUGACGGCCCAGUUGGCUGCUCCAUCCGCGGCCAUGCUUAUCGCCGGCCUACGCGCGGGGUUGCAUCUCCCGCCAUUGUCGCCCCUGUCCGACAACGCGCACGCCCCCCAGCCGAGCUUCCACGCCCGCAAGCUGACCAAGCAGGACGCCGAGCUGCGGUGGGAUGAGCUGCUGACCGGGAGCUGGAGCUGUGAAGACGUCGGACGCCGCUACAGGGCCCUGGGUCCGCUGUGGGGCAGGACCGCGUCGCUGGUGGCGCCGUCGGCUGCAUCCAACGGUCUACCGCAGCAGCAGCAGCAGCAGAAAAAGAAACGCAAUGUGCCAACCGAGCCCCAGCGCGUAAUCCUUGAAAAAAUCUCGCCGUUACCCCAAGGCCAUUUCUCCGCGGCAGACGAGGCUCGUAUCUGCGAGGCUGUCAAGAGGGUAGCUUCGGGCGAGCCGCCUGCUCCUUCGGCUCCGUCGGCUUCAUAUGCAAACGACGAGAAGCAAUCGCCUGCUUCCCAGCUGCCACCCCUCAGCUUACUCGAGAUUGAAUGGGAGAUGGAAGCAGCCGAUGCAGACAACACACCACGGCGCUACAAGACAUACUGGAUUCCUGAAACCCCCGACAAAAGCAACGGGAGGGCUGUCUGCGUCCUCGUGGCCGUGCAGCAAAACGACGCGUCUGGGCCUGUGGUCGAGUAUACGCCAUGCAGGCUUGGCGUCGAGUCGAUGAAGAUGGAAGGUCAGCCCUCGAGGCCGGCGUCAGAACUGGUCAGAUAUCUCGGGGCUCGGGGUCCGCUGCCGUUGGCUGCAGCGCCAACCAACUAAGGACGCCACUAUGCAUGGCGGGCGUUGCAGCAUUACCAAACCAUAUAUAGGCGGAUAAUUGGGUUAUACUUGUACACUAGUGUAAUAAAAUGUAAGCAAAAACUACCGGCUUGGAUACCGGACUGUGUUUCCAACGUCAUUAUCGUCGCGGCAUUAUCAGUUGCUAGUUUGCUGAAUAGGCUGUUGUUGAAAUCUUAUCUGCAUCAUAAUUGCAAGCGCUUCACGUC